This is a messenger RNA of Lampris incognitus (smalleye Pacific opah), 2778 nucleotides long. Its product is annotated as adapter molecule crk-like. The coding region runs from base 169 to 1134 and encodes 321 amino acids. The transcript is spliced from 3 exons. Gene Ontology annotation, molecular function: protein binding. The record is from RefSeq and is a predicted model, not a curated record. NCBI's taxonomy places the organism in Eukaryota, Metazoa, Chordata, Actinopteri, Lampriformes, Lampridae.
CGUAGACUCAAAGCCGGAGUCGAAACAGCGUUUGGCAGAGGUGGCGUUACCGAUGCUGUGUUUUUGCGACGAGCGUGUGGUGCCACAGUGAGCCAAAGUUUUUGUAUGAGUUGCGUUUAGGGAGAGGCGAAGGGGGAAGGCCUCAGUCCUCGGCCUGGAUUUGCUGUCAUGGCCGGUAAUUUCGAUGCCGAAGACCGUGCUAGCUGGUACUGGGGACGGUUAAGUCGUCAGGAAGCGGUGUCCCUUCUGCAGGGACAGAGGCAUGGCGUUUUCUUGGUCAGGGACUCGAUAACCAGUCCCGGUGACUACGUGCUAUCUGUUUCGGAAAACUCCAAAGUGUCCCAUUAUAUAAUCAACAGUAUCAGUAACAACCGGCAAUCUGGAUCAGGGUUGGCCCCACCUCGGUUUCGUAUCGGGGACCAGGAGUUUGAGGCCCUACCAGCCCUGUUGGAGUUCUAUAAGAUCCACUACCUAGAUACCACUACGCUGAUAGAGCCUAUUAGCAAGGCCAAGCACACAGGCUUCAUCAGCUCCUCUGCAGUUGGGGUCCCCCAGCAGCCAGAGGAGGCAGAGUUUGUUCGUGCACUCUUUGAUUUCCCUGGUAACGAUGAGGAGGAUCUCCCGUUCCGUAAGGGAGACAUUCUGCGGGUGCUGGAGAAGCCUGAGGAGCAGUGGUGGAACGCUGCCAACCAGGAGGGCCGUGCCGGCAUGAUCCCUGUACCCUACGUGGAGAAGUAUCGGCCAGCGUCACCUACCUCUGCAGGCCUAGGGGCUCCAGUGCUGGGGACAGGGCAGGUGGCGCAUGUUGGUGGAGUAGCAGGCAGCACGGACGGACCAGGGGCCGUUUGUCCUGGGGCCAAUCCUCUGGGGGAUCCAGGCCAGUAUGCUCAGCCUGUAGUCAACACCCAGCUUCCCAAUCUUCAGAAUGGACCAGUAUAUGCCAGGGCUGUUCAGAAGAGGGUGCCUAAUGCAUAUGACAAGACAGCCCUUGCUCUGGAGGUCGGAGACAUGGUGAAGGUGACCAAGAUCAACGUUAACGGCCAGUGGGAGGGUGAGUGCAAGGGCAAACGGGGCCAUUUCCCCUUCACGCACGUUCGGCUAUUGGAACAGCACCAUCCUGAUGAUGAGAGCUGAGAGAGAGAUACACCAUCCUCUCAUUUUGGCCAUGUCUAGCACAUCCACUCUCUUUGGCUCUUUUUGGUCAUGACCCAUCCAUGAAAUACACACUCACACAAGCAUACAGAAUAUGGAUUGUGUUGCAUCGGCCGAGCACCCCGACUCUGCCAAAUGAGUUCAGUGGUUAAUAUCUCACUGUGUCAUCUUAACAAUGUGCAUACAAACAAAUAUAUAUACAUGUUGUCACCCAUUCAUACUUGCAUACAAGAGUUUACCCCUAAGCCAGUAUUGAAGUCCUGGUACACAUACACAGCAGAAUUAACCCACCCUCCUUUAGUGGUUUCUGUGAACCUGCCCACUCCUUUCAUUCAGAGACAGAAGGGAAAAGAGGAGAUGAAACGCUUCUCUCAUAGAAUCAUGAGUCACUGCUUUCCCAGUGCUAGACUGAUAAACCUCCAGGUGAGAGGAAGAAAAAAUGCUUUUCAUGAUGACUCCCUCUUGUGGAGAUGGACGGUCCUGUGACUGAGGCAGCAGCCACUGCCUUCCGCACAAAGACUUCAACCAGGAGGCAAGGAUAUGUACCACAGGAGACCCUAUUCUGACCAAACCUACUGCUUCUUAUCUUCCUAUUACAUCCCACACACUACAAACCAAGUCCUUUUUUGUACUAAAAAUGGAAAAUAUUAUAGAAUUGACUAUAUAUAUGCACACCAUUACAUGCUAAAUACUGUACACGUUUUUCCUCCUUUGUAUUUGAUUUUCUUAUACCAUUUGUGAUACGAGAGACUGUAUGUUGGUUAUUAUAUGUGCUCCUCCAUAAAACACAAUUUGUCACCAUCUCCAACUGUAGUUAAAAUCGCUAUGCAGCAAUGUUUAAAGUAUAAAAGAUGCAGGCGCUUUCAAAAAGGGGGGGAAUUCCUUCUGGCUACUUAAGAAGGUGAUGUGAUGGUGGCAGCAUUUUUUCCCCCCUUUAUCAUUCUUAAGAUGGUUUAAUUGAAGAGGGUUUAACCUAGACCAGAGAAUAGCGGUCGGUGUGAGUGGGUGGGGAACACUAGUCUCUUCCUCUCUUUCACAGCUGCUCUUCUCAUCUUAAAGCGGGGACAUGCUUCAGCAUAGGUACACGUAAACCUCUCUGCAACACAGGAAGGAGAAGGGGUGUAUCAGUGAAAAUGGCUUGCAAAGGAUGCAGAUGGGCUGCAGACAGGCACACCUCCAAAAAUUGUGUGUGGUUGAGCAUCAAACCAACGCCAGUUGGUCAAGCAGGGAAGGCUGUCUGUUAGCAUGAUGACAAAACCAAAACAGUAAUGUAUAAAUAAAGGAUAAAGGGGCUGAUAAAAAUUUACAGAAAGACAGAACAAAUAAAGUAGAUUUUACAUGCCCAGGGUUUUCAUGCUGUAUGUUGUUAACGUUUAUUUCUGUUUCCAGAUUUCUUUUGCUUUCUUGUGUAAUUUGGUUUUGUUAAUGCAACACUGCUGUCCAGGGCAACCACAAGGGCUUCGUGCAAAUAUGUAGAAAAACACCUAUGUGCACAUUGACAAUGAAACAAUGCUCCCAAACGUGCAUAGGUUCAUGCAUAAAUCUAUCUUAACUGCUGCAUUGUUUUAUCCACCCACUGGUUUCCCAUGCCAAAGGCACUAGGCAUAUGCCAGACAUACAAAAUUG